GGAAUCUUAUUUCGACCUCAUGUCUCCAUUUAUCACACAAUGAGCACCAUAAACCUGACCUACUUCACAUGCACCCUCGGGGAAGCCGCCCGGUACCAAGCUUCAGCCCCCGAUGGACAAGAAUCUUUCAAGAGCGUGCUCGAGAUGAUAGACAAGCAGGCCGAAGCGAUACCCGGAGUACCGGCUACAGGAUUCGCCGACUUUUUCUGCGAUGGUGCUUGUCCUGGUAUGGAACUUGAUGCACCAAUGAACAAGCGAGAAGCUUGCGCACAAACAGCGCCCAGCCAAGUCACCUUUCGCGAGCUACGCAAUCUAUCGUUGCAAGCGGCAUGGACCCUGUCGACUGCUCUAGAUGCAGGCAAUGAGACAAGAGAGUCGCCUGAAAUCGUCGGUCUGAUCUGCAAAACGAGCCUUGAUUUCCUCCUAACGUGGCUGGGUCUCGCACGUCUCGGCUGCGUCGUCUUUUUCAUUGCACCACAACUGGAUUCUCGAGCUGUACUCCACCUCUGCCAAAAGUCGCAAGUGAAAAGGCUUCUCGUCCAGCCAUCACUUGGUGCAAUGGUAGACGACAUUAAGGGCAAGAUCAAUGUCCUUGAGAUUCCCCCCUACUCAUACAAUUCAGCGGCAGGGGGCGGGUUGCAACAACCAACGUCACGACCAUCCACCACAUCUCACAUCUUUCACUCAUCUGGCACAUCUUCAGGCCUACCGAAGCCCCUUCCACAAAGCCAGCACUGCGCUGUUGGGGCACUCCCUCGCCUGUCUGGAGCCAACAAACCUGCAACGUUCACCACGACGCCGCUCUACCACGGAGGUAUAGCAGAUUGCCUCCGGUCAUGGACAAGCGGUGCGAUGAUCUGGCUUUUCCCAGAGUCCAGAAUCCCAAUCACGGGGUCCAACGUCCUGAAGGCGGUACAUUUCUCUCGAGAGCACAGUUCCGGGGCCGGCGUCAAGUACUUUUCAUCUGUACCGUACGUGCUACAGAUGGUGAUGGAAGAAGGCGAGCAAGGGUUAGACCUCCUGAAAAGCAUGAGCUUGGUCGGCUUUGGCGGCGCCGCGUUGCCCACUUCUAUCGGCGACGACCUGGUGAACAAAGGCGUGCGACUCAUCUCGCGCAUGGGAAGCGCCGAGUGCGGAUUCCUGCUCUGCUCUGCCCGUGACGAUUUUGACACAGACAAAGAGUGGCAGUUCUUGCGGUGCAAGGUCGACGACGAUAUGCUGGCCUUUGAGCAGCGGGAUGGGGGACUUUUUGAGCUGGUAGUCAAACCUGGAUGGCCACUCAAGGAGCAUGCUAAUCGGUCUGACGGGUCCUUCGCUACGGCUGACUUGUUCGAGCAGCAUCCUACAAUCAUGAACGCAUGGCGCUAUCAUUCGCGAGCUGAUACGCAAAUCGCGCUUGAUAACGGCAAGAAGUUCGAUCCGUCGCCAAUCGAGGAUGCUAUCCUGGCCCAAGUCCCGACCUUGCUGGAGGGCGUGUUGGUGUUUGGUGCUGGUCGCACCUAUCCCGGAGCUCUCCUCUUCUCCAAAGAGGGCCUGGCCGAUAGCAGCAGCGUCAUCGACACUGUGUGGCCAGUCAUGGACAAGGUCAACAAUUCCUCACCAAGUCAUGCGAGAAUAUCGAGAGAAAUGCUUGUCCUAGUGCCCAACACCAAUGGACAACCGCCACUAGAAAAGAGCAGCAAGGGCACGAUUAUGCGCGGCAAGGCAGAGAAGCAAUACUUGAGAUACAUCGAAGGCGCCUACACACCGGCAGUCACAGACGAGAAGAAGGGUGUCGGCGUUGAAGACAUACCUGCGUCUGUGUAUCAAAAGUUCACGCAAGUAGCAGGGCGAGAACUGGAUUGCGACGAGGAUCUCUACCUGCAAGGUGUUGACUCGAUGGCGUGCAGUCAAAUCAGGCGACUGAUUGAGGCAGAGAUCAUGCCCGUUGACAAAUCAAAGCUGCCGAUGAACGUCAUCUAUGACAAUGGCAGCAUCAACAAGCUUGGAAAGUUUCUUCAGGAGCUCAUCAGUGGGUCUGCCAUUGCCACGACAGCAGACGAUCAGACAAUUGCCAACACGAUGCAAGAGCUCGCUAUCAAGUACUCAAGAUUCGAAAGCGAUGAAAGCGCAGGCCAGACCAGCCAGCACCAGACACAAGUUGUCGUCUUGACCGGCGCGACCGGCACUUUGGGUGCACACAUUCUGCAUGAGCUUCUAUCCGACAGCAGAGUGACCAAGACUUUUUGUCUUGUGCGCGCCAAGGACCCAGCGACAGCUACAGAUCGAAUAAGAGAGUCUCUUGUUCAACGAGGCUUUGCAGAUUCGCAGGUGCAUGCCGACCGGGUAGUCUGCGCGCCUUGCGACCUCACACGCCCAGAUCUCGGCCUAUCCGAACUUGAUCGACAGCGCAUGACAAAAGAAGCAACUGUGUAUAUACACGCAGCGUGGCCUGUCAACUUCAGUCUGCGUCUGGCGUCCUUCGAAACCCAGCUAGCCGCCUUGCAUAAUCUGAUAAAGAUUGCCGUCACCAACACUGCACGAUUUUUCUUCAUCAGCUCCACCGCAGCUGUAGCUCAAUCAUCCCACACCCUCAUUCCAGAGGAGCCAUCCUGUGACCCUAGGGAUGCAGCACCGCUAGGCUAUGCUCAGUCCAAAUGGGUCGCGGAGCAAGUUUGUGCAGCGGCACAAGAAGCAUCCCACCACGUUGCGGUUAUCAGAGUUGGGCAGCUCUGUGGCAACAAAAAGGGUAUCUGGAAUAUGAGCGAGGCAUGGCCACUAAUGCUGUCAACAGCCAAACUGACUGGCUGCCUUCCUGACUUGAAAGACGAGGUGCUUGACUGGCUCCCUGUCGAUCAAGCGUCACAGGCUAUACUGGACAUUGCCAUGCAAAGUGAAAUGUCACAGGUGGCGAGGGGGAAGGGUGUAAAGGUAUUCCACGUGCUCAACCCGCAUCGAACACCAAGCUGGACUGAGAUGCUGCAGUGGCUUCAAGAUAGCAAACAGGCGCCUCAAUUCGAGACUCUGAUGCCUCACGUCUGGAUGGUGAGGCUGGAAGAGGUUCUGAGGGAAAGCGACCAUUCUUCAAAAGCACUGUUACAAUUUUGGAAGGACAGGUAUGCGAGGCGGCCAGUGAAUGGGGUGGGAUACGGAGGCAUGCAGACCAAGCCAUCUUUCCGCGUUACCGAAGCCCAAAGAGCGUCCAGGGCUAUUUCUGAUAUAAAGCCGCUGGAUCAAGAGGCUAUAUUAAAUAUGUGGGGUUGGAUACAAACUAAUAAGUUGGGUUCCGGUGGGGCGUGAAGCACAUGUACUAUCUCAUUAGUCACUGCCACACGACCCAGCCUCCAUUGGGUUCCGGUCCAAUCGAUAAAGCUUCGAUUAUAUUCUAUAGUGACAUAGUCAGACAAGACAAAAAACUUGUUCUUAGAGGCCAGC
Pyricularia oryzae 70-15 is the source of this 3414-nucleotide messenger RNA. Its product is annotated as L-aminoadipate-semialdehyde dehydrogenase. The coding region runs from base 40 to 3279 and encodes 1079 amino acids. NCBI's taxonomy places the organism in Eukaryota, Fungi, Ascomycota, Sordariomycetes, Magnaporthales, Pyriculariaceae. The transcript has 2 exons. The record is from RefSeq and is a predicted model, not a curated record.